AUGAAAACAUUACGAAGUAUUAAAGACUUGGAAGUUUGUGUUGAAAACUCUAUUUCUAUAAGAGUUGAAUUUAGAAAUUGGCCAAGACUCGAAUUUAAAUUCAAAUCAUACACAACUUUUGAAGACUGCGAAGGAAAAUUGAGUAAAAUUGGAUUAAGGGCCUCGAUCGAUCAUUUUAUGGAUAUUGCCAAUCGACGUAAACUGACACGAAUUGGUGUUUAUAACAGUAACAUUCAGUUUUCAAAGAAGUUUAUUCAUCGAAUUUUCGGUGGAUUGCAUACUUUUGCGUUAUCAUGCUCAGCAUCUUUCACGAGUCUUGAAAUGGUUUCAGCCCUUGAGUCUAUAGACAAGCUGAUAUUUCAUACCCGCAAGCGACGUGAACGUCUUGAUACUACUAUGCUUCGAAACAGAGAUAUUGUCUAUGCUCCGGGUGUCAAAAUUACUCUGAACGAGCUUCUGUUCAUGAAUGUUUCGAUGUUUGUACAGUUCAGUUCGGUUUAUCUGGAAAAUAAGGAAACAAAUAGUUUUUUGAAACACUGGAUUUAUGGAUCAAACAGAUCACUUGAGUACUUCAGUAUGCAGUGUGACACAUCGCUGAACGAGCUGAUCCUUUUUGAUGGGUUGGAAUAUGAAGAAUUAUCAUCGAGAAUGGUCACAAGAUACCGAUACAAGUUUCAUCCUGAAUCGAGUUUCUAUGAAACUGCAUCAAUUUGCGGUGGAUUCAGUAUUCUAAGGUAUGAUGGAGCCAGAGCCACUGUUCAAUUGAAGAAAUUUACUGCUUAUUCAAAAAUUCGAAUGAUUGUUUGGCAUUGA
Caenorhabditis elegans is the source of this 813-nucleotide messenger RNA. RefSeq names its product F-box associated domain-containing protein (gene F30B5.11). Bases 1 to 813 code for a protein of 270 amino acids. Lineage: Eukaryota; Metazoa; Nematoda; Chromadorea; Rhabditida; Rhabditidae. The transcript has a single exon. The record is from RefSeq and is marked reviewed.